Messenger RNA from Meloidogyne enterolobii, 1658 nucleotides. The record is from the annotation of a GenBank genome assembly. NCBI's taxonomy places the organism in Eukaryota, Metazoa, Nematoda, Chromadorea, Rhabditida, Meloidogynidae.
UGCUCGUUGGCAGCUGUUUGGGCAGCAUUGCAAACAUAUAGGUGGAUAAAAAAAAUAAACAAAUCAGAAUACUUAAGAGGAGUGGGGAAUAAGUGUUUUGAAUUUUGGAGAAAAAAAUUUCAAAUCUGAAAAUACAAAUUAAAAAAAAGUAAGGGGAGAGAGAGAGAUAGAAAUGAGCUUAAAAAGAAUAAACUUUUAAAAAUUUAAUAUUUAGUUGGAGUCGCCGUUCAGGAAAAUUAAUUUUAAUAGAUGCUUCAACAAUAAUAAAAUUAUUAUUUUUUGGUGCUGACUAUAUUGGAAAUAUAUUUAUUGGGGUAAUGGGUUCUGCUUGUAUUUGGUUAAUUUAUGCAUAUAAAUUACAAACAAAUAUUCAUUAUAUUCCUUUAAGUGGAAAUCAAGAAAAUUCAUUUGUUGCUUAUAUGAUUUCUGCAUUGGCAUUAAAAGGAAUUGCUUUAUUACACACAAUGUUGACAUUAAUUUUGGUAAAAACUUUUUUUAUUGACUGGGAACGUCCACGCUUAUUUUUAAAUAAUUUUGAUGAUUUUGGAAAGAAAAAAUUAUUUGAAGAAAAUAAAGGAAAUGAAAUUGAAAUUGAAAAAGAAGAGGAAGAACAAAAAGAAAGAGGAGAUUUAAAUAAAGUUGUUAUUUGGAGGACAUAUUUAAUUGCAAAUGAAUGGAAUGAAUUACAAUUAUAUAGAAAAACAAAUAUUGGAAUACAAUUAAUUUUAAUGCUUUUUGUAAUGGAAUAUUUAAAUUUUGGUGAAUGGGCAAAAGUUCAGCCAGGUUUUGGAAGAUAUAAUCAACCUAUCGGAGUUAUUGAAACUAAAAUGAGCCGUUUUGCAAUAAAUUUAUCAUUUUAUUUAAUUAUUGGAAUCACUCAAUGGAUUAUACAAGUUAUUGUGAUUGAACGUCUAGCUGAUCCAUUCCGUAAUUUUAUGGAUUUAUGUUCAGUAGCUAAUAUAAGUGUUUUGGCAUUAACACAUCCUUUGAGAGGUUAUUACAUCCACGGACGUUCAGUACAUGGAUAUGCUGAUACAGAUAUGUUACAAAUGAAUACUUUUCUUCAGCGAGAAAAGGAAAAUGUUUGUGCACUUAGAGGUCUUGAAAGUGGUGCCGAUUUACAAACAUUUAUUUGUAAUUUACCUUAUAUAUUUAAUGAAAGAAUAAAUCAAAUAUUGGAGGGAAUGAAUUUAAAAGGAAUUGGGGAUUUUAAUGGAAGAUUGCAACAAAAAAGUGGGCAAUUUGAAAGAACAACAAUAAAAAUGCAACAACAAACAAAAAUAUACAAAGAAUUAAAUAAUUUUUUAAAAGAUUUUAUUAAUCGAGUAGAUCCAAAAUGUGGAGAAUAUAAAUGUAUUGAUGAAAAUUUUAUUGAAGAGAUGUUAAAUAUGGAAUUAAUUGAUACUGGCAAAAUUGGGACAUUUAGAAGAGACAAAUCAGAAAUGGCAUAUAGUUCAGCAUUUAUUUAUGGAAAUGAAUGGGCAUUAAUGUCUUUUGAAUUAUUAUUAUUUUGUGUUGUAGACAUGUUUUGGCUAAACAGAAUAUUUGCUUCUGUUUUUGUUUAUUUAAUUUCAAAAUUAAUUUUAUUAAUUACAAAAAUAUAUUUUACUAAUCAAUUGGCUAAAAGUUGUUUAAUUGACAGUAGAUUUUUGAUUUGA